CACACCACACUUCUAUUGUACUAGUCCAAGUCCAACGUUAGUUAGUGCCGCAUAAUGUCAAUAACUAACAAACUAAAACCGGGUCCCCUUUCCUUAACUUGGCACCUCUUUUCGCUUUUCAGCCAAGACUCGUUCGUGUGUUUUUAUUAGUUUCCGACGAUCAUGUCCCUAGUUUGCUUCCAUUCAUUUUUUCGGCGAGUGGCAUCAACAGUACCCUCGCCGUUACUCAACGCCGUUACGUGGACACUUCUGUUAAUUGUUACCGUGGUGUUGGUAUCUCUGGCUACCGGGGUGGCUUUUGUGUUGGCCAUAUCUCCAUCUUCUUCGUUCUCAAAGCCCUGUAACGGUGUUAGGAUUCCUUUGGAUUUUCCCAGAGAGAUGGUGUGCUUGCCGGAACAUGCGGUGAUGAGCAGUUCUCGCUUGGAUUUUUUCUUGCCAACGUUGUUCGCUGCUUUGGUUGUUGCUGCUUCAACUUGCUUGCUUCGUUCAGUGGCCUGUGCUUGAUGUAGUUCGAUACUCUUAAUUAUUUCUCAAUUCGCUUGCAUAGGGUAAAUUAAUUAUCAAUCUGGUUUAUUAUGCAUGUGCGCAACUGAGUUCAUUCACUAAUGUACCAAAAACGAAAAAGUUUAAAUUAAAUGCUUUUUUGCCAUGAA
Messenger RNA from Glycine soja, 653 nucleotides. RefSeq lists its product as uncharacterized. Bases 163 to 504 code for a protein of 113 amino acids. The record is from RefSeq and is a predicted model, not a curated record. NCBI's taxonomy places the organism in Eukaryota, Viridiplantae, Streptophyta, Magnoliopsida, Fabales, Fabaceae. The transcript has a single exon.